Microthlaspi erraticum is the source of this 3402-nucleotide messenger RNA. The record is from the annotation of a GenBank genome assembly. NCBI's taxonomy places the organism in Eukaryota, Viridiplantae, Streptophyta, Magnoliopsida, Brassicales, Brassicaceae.
AUGGCAGACUCAAAAUGGAGUUUCCUUCCCAAAUCCGUAUCCGCACACUUGAAACCAAACUCAAACCCAAACCCUAGAUCCUCCUCCUCCAUACCCGACAUCGAAAACGCCCCUCCUCUCGAUCCAAACAUCCAUACUCCGCGAAACAAAUCUAUUUAUAAAUCACCGGCUUUCAAGACUCAGAUCGAUUCUUCACGUGAAGUCUCAGCGUCUCGGCUAAGGGGGAUAACGGCGUUGAAGAAAACUCGCAAUGAUGUAGAAGAAGCAUCGAAUCCCCAUGUUAAGGUUGUGGUGAGGAUUAGACCUACAAAAGAGUAUUGCUGGACCGUGAAAAAGGUCUCCGAAGACUCAUAUUCGGUUAGGGAUCGCCAAUUUACAUUCGAUUCUGUUCUCGACACUAUUCAUAAUCAGGACGAUGUAUUCCAGCAAAUAGGUGUUCCUUUGGUUCUGGAUGCAUUGUCAGGUUACAACACUAGUGUGCUAUCAUAUGGACAGAAUGGAAGCGGGAAGACCUACACUAUGUGGGGUCCAGCAGGUUCAAUGCUGGAGGAUCCAUCUCCUAAAGGCGAGCAAGGACUCGCUCCUCGGAUCUUUCAGAUGUUGUUUUCUGAAAUCCAGAGAGAGAGGAUGAAGUCCGGAGGAAAUGAAGUAAACUACCAGUGCCGUUGUUCCUUUCUUGAGAUAUACAAUGGACAAAUCAGUGACUUGAUCGAUCAAACGCAGAGGAACCUUAAGAUAAAGGAUGAUGCAAAGAAUGGUAUUUAUGUUGAAAACUUGACUGCGGAAUAUGUAGAUAGCUACGAGGAUGUUUCUCAAAUACUGAUGAAGGGCCUGUCAAGUAGAAAAGUUGGAGCAACAAGCACAAGUUUUCAAAGUUCUCGAUCACAUGUCAUACUUUCUUUCAUUAUUGAGUCUUGGAGCAAGGGAGCUUCAUCAAGCUGUUUUAGUACCACCAGAACGAGCAGGAUUAACCUUGUUGAUCUUGCUGGAGCGGGAAAAAGUGAACAUGAUGCUACAAAACAUUGUGUGGAGGAAGAGAAAUUCUUGAAGAAGUCUCUAUCGGAGCUCGGCCAUGUUGUCAAUGCUCUGGCGAAAAACGUGGACCCUGGAAUCACUGACCGCAGUCUUCAUAAAACCUCAUGCUUGACGCAUUUAUUGCAAGAAUCGCUUGGUGGAAAUUCAAAACUCACUAUCCUUUGCAACAUUCUUCCGAGCGACAAAAACACAAAAAGAACAUUGAGCAGCCUUCGAUUUGGUGAACGGGCUAAAUCCAUGGGAAACAAACCAGUGAUAAAUGAGAUCUCAGAAGAAGAUGUGAAUGAUUUGAGUGACCAGAUUCGUCUUCUAAAGGAAGAGCUUACAAGAGCCAAGGCUGAUGCUUGCCAUUCUGUUGGGAGUAAAAACGAUUAUUUCGGAGCAAAGAAUGCACGAGAGAGUUUGAAUCGACUAAGAGUUAGUCUAAACCGCUCUUUGAUGCUGCCAAAAAUUGAUAUUGACGAGGAAGAGACAACGGUUGAUGAGGAUGAUGUAAAGGAACUUCAUGAGCAAAUCAAGUCCUUGCGUGGUUCAUUCCACCAGAAACUAAAGAAGCUACCUGUCAACAGAGAGUCAGUCAGCUCUUCCUUUGUAACAGCAUUCGGUGAAUCAGAGCUAAUGGAUGAUGAUGAUGAUGAUGAUGAGGUUUGGUCAGAAGCUGAAGAGAAACAUUUGGGUGAAUCUUUGAAAGAACAUGGCGACGACAGUGCUGCAGCAAUAACUAAAUCAACUGAGGUAUCCAAGCUAGAGGAAUUUGCAUCGGAAAACAGCAUAUCAAUCAAUACUUGCCGUGAAUCAUUAAUCUUGCAAGAACCAAUCCAGUCAGAGUCUCCUAAAAUCAGAGACUCUCUAAGGAAGAGCAUAGCCCUUUCUUCAUCAUGUCUCAGGAAUCAGAAUAGCCUUGCGCAGAGCAUAAGAUCUGUGUGUCUUGCAGAGAGCCAACAUAUCAGAUCAUCUGUACGCGGAAGCAAGAUAUUCACAGGUUCUACAGAAUCUCUAGCUGCAAGUCUGCGGAGAGGCUUGGAUAUUAUUGACAAUCCUCUGAACCAUGCAUCAAACAGAUGUUCAGUUUCUUUGUGUUCUGAUAACUUGACUAUGCAGCCUUCCACAGAGUUGCUACAGACAGAUGAUGGACUACCUCUGUCGCCACUCUGUCCUUCCUGCAGACAGAAAUCUGAGAGCAACUGUACUGUGCUUUGCAGCCCCAAACUGUCAAGUGUAGUUGAGAGAGAUGGAUAUCAUCAAAUGGAAGAGGUUAUUGAGAAGCAGCAACAACUUGAAAGUUUGUGCACAGAGCAAGCAGCCAAGAUUGAGCAGCUAACGCGCUUGGUAGAGGAACACAAACUUCAAACUGAGAAGGAUACAGAAGAACUUGUGGGAGCAAGAAAUGGAGAACGAGUAAGUUCAGCAAAUGUAAACCAGCUUCUCAGCAGUAAUGAUGUUGUUGAGCAUUACCAAGCAGAAGUCAUAACUGAAAAAUAUGAAGUAAAACAAAUCUCAGAUGAUGACUCUAAAAAGACAAACUUUGAUAUUGGCGAGAAGGAGGCAUUACUCAAAGAGAUUGAAGAUCUGAAAAGCAAGUUGCAGACGCCUGUAACUAUGUCCACCAAUGAACUAAGAUCAUCUCUGUUGGCCCGUUCCUUUCAACUUAACAAGACUGCUGACAAAGAUAUCGAGGAAGAAAGGCUUAGGUGCACAGAAGUGGAAAGCGAGUGGAUAUCACUGACCGAUGAGCUUAGAGUUGAGAUUGAAACACAACGAACGCGAGCAGAGAAAGCUGAAGCACAGCUUAAUCAAGAGAAACUAUCCGGUGAGGAGUUAGAGGAUGCACUUCAUAGAGCAGUUCUUGGUCAUGCCAGGUUUGUGGAACACUAUACAGAGCUACAAGAGAAGUACAACGACCUAGGCUCAAGGUACAAAUCAACUGUGGAAUGGAUAACAGAGUUGAAAAAGGCAGUAGCAAAAGCUGGGAGAAAAGGUUGUGGUUCUCGUUUCGCUAAAUCACUUGCUGCGGAGCUCUCAGCACUUAGAGUAGAAAGAGAAAGAGAAAGAGAUUUGUUGAAGAAUGAAAACGUAAACCUUAAGAUACAACUAAGGAACACUGCAGAAGCUGUUCAUACAGCUGGAGAAGUGCUUGUUAGACUCAGAGAAGCCGAACAAUCAGCAGCAGCUGCUGAGGAAAAGUUCAACGAAGUAGAAGAACAAAAUGAGAAGCUAAAGAAGAAAAUGGAAAAGCUGAAGAGGAGACACAAGUUGGAAACAGUAACAAUCAAACAGAAUCUGAAGCAAAACACAUUGCCAGAAUCUGCAUUGCAGCCACUGCAACAGAGAAACUUGGAUUUUGAGGAAUGUAUGCAGAAGAAUUGA